This is a messenger RNA of Salvelinus namaycush (lake trout), 1311 nucleotides long. RefSeq names its product granzyme-like protein 2. Lineage: Eukaryota; Metazoa; Chordata; Actinopteri; Salmoniformes; Salmonidae. Gene Ontology annotation, biological process: proteolysis. Gene Ontology annotation, molecular function: serine-type endopeptidase activity. The record is from RefSeq and is a predicted model, not a curated record. The transcript is spliced from 5 exons. Bases 45 to 755 code for a protein of 236 amino acids.
CAGGUCUCCAACCACAUCAAUUGCUCAACUGAACUCCAUUCACUAUGGGCAUUCCACUGAACCUGGGUACUCUGGUCCUAAUGCUCAUCUUCUACAGCAAAGUGCAUGCAGGGCGCAUCUAUGGGGGCAAGGAGGCCGUGCCUUACAGCAGACCCUACAUGGUCCUCCUGGAGAGGGCUACCACCAACAUCCUGAAGCCCAAAAACUGUGCUGGCUUUCUAGUGAGAGAGGACUUUGUGAUGACUGCUGCCCACUGCAAUGGGAGAUCCAUUAAGGUCAAGCUGGGAGUCCACAACGUGCAACAGGAAAGCGCUCAGGAAAUGUUUGUGAAACAGGCAUUUCCACAUCCACAUUAUGAUAAUGAAGAACAUGAUAAUGAUAUCAUGCUACUCAAGCUGGAGAAGAAUGUGCUUCUCACCAACCGUGUGAGACCCAUUGGCCUCCCGCAGACAGAAGAUGAGGAGGUGCUCAAGGACUGUCUGGUGUCAGGCUGGGGCUUCAAUAUCAGGGGAGUAAACAAAGGAUCCUCUGUGCUACUAGACCUCAACGUGACACUGCUUGCGAGUCAAGUAUGCUCAGACAACCAUGCGUUCUGCUCUUCAGGACUAAAUGGACCUGGUCAGGGAGACUCCGGUAGUCCAUUGGUCUGUAACGGUGUGGCCUAUGGGGUGGUGUCCUGCUCUAUAGACGAACUCUACAUUUACACGCGCAUCCCUGACUACCUGGACUGGAUCACCAACACCAUGAAUAAUUGAUACGACACUGACCAGAAACCUCUACAGUUUGUUCAUUUGGCCACCCAGGUCCCUAGAAGCAUGAUUAUGAUACUGCAGAUUCUGAAUUUGUUUAUGAUGUUUUUUGAUUGAUUUAACAGUGCUGGUUAAUGUCUGUGUGCCUACAUGCAGUAAGCCAAAGAUUGUUAUUAUAACCUCCUUGUUCUGUGUUGAAGCUUCUGAAUUCCCAUCGGUCAAACAAUGCUUUCAAGUCCUGUUCUGUGCUGCAGCUGUUUUAAAUCUUACAUUAUGAAUCGUGGGAUUAAAUAAGUAGAGAGUUGAUGUUAUUGAACACAUUUAUUUUGUGAAUAUCAAUAUGAGCAAACUGAGAAGAGGUGCUUUGAUCAAGUUGUCCCUUCAACAGUGAGGCAAUCACAUUAUUUCUGGCAGUUGCUUACUGCAUUUUGGAGUAGGCUAUAUUGAAAAUAUAUGAGCAGUAAAAGACAUUGAGCAUACCAAAAAUCUUAACAAGACUGCCCCCUUGUGCACAUCUGAAUAACAUACAGUCCAUGUAAAAUACAUUAAAGGCCCAGUGCAG